AUGGCCGAGAGCUUGGUGUCAAAUUCGAAUAUCUAUGACGUCAUCUUUUUCAUCGUCGGUGCUUUUGGAACUUUUUUAGGGAUCUCUGUGAUUGUAAUCGUUUUAACGCAAUCUCCAGAAAGUAUGAGGACUUACAAGCGGUUUAUUAUCAAUUACACUGUAAGAAUCUAAUUUUUUCGGAUGUUUAUUGCUGCGUAACAGAGUUACAUGGACUUUUUUCAGAUUUUCGAUAUGCUUUUUGCAUUCACCUUGGGAGUUUUGGUGAAGCCGGAUCCCUUAUUUCCGUUUAGUGGAGCCUAUAUUAACGGGUUCUUCAAGUAUCUGGGCGAACCUGGUGCUGUGGUUUCUGUAGGUUGACAAGUUACAAAAGCCUUAUAGACCUUGAAUAUGCAUUAGAAAAACAUAAUUUAAAUUCGUGUCAACUUUUAUCCCUGUAUGCAUAUUUGAGAAGCAUAAAAGAUCUUUUUGAAGUGAACAUUCUUAUUGUUAAAUAAAUAUAUAUUUUUAGGACGUUGCAAUUGUAAACAGUGCCGGUUAUGCCAUGUCCACACAAUGUUACUGUAUUAUGUACAGAUUUGCCGUUCUGCAAACCAACCCAAAGUACAUGGAUGCCCUGCUCUCCUGGACCACUUGGAUCGUCGCAUACCUAAUUUCUUUUGCAGUCACAGGUGGAACUUAUUUUAUUUUUGAUAAGGUGCAACCCCCUCAAAAGGUAACCAAAGAACACUAUCUUCUUUUUUGAUGGUCCUCUACCACUUCUUCAAGCCGUAUUUUAGGAUAUUCCUGCUAAAAUAAUCCAAGCUUUGGCCAAUUUCCCUGGCAUUCCUCUGCCCGAAUUUGAAGGCCAACUUCUACUUUAUUUGGACUACAAUUCUCAGUAUUCAAAAUACGCCGGGGCCUUUGUUUUUAUCGGCUUUCUUGCCGCCGAAGCCAUCUCAAUUGGCUGCGUUUUCCUUAUUCUUCGGCAGCUUGAAACCAAGAAGGCCAGCUUUUCCAAAGCGACGUACAAACUUCAUCGACAGCUGACGGUUGCGCUGGGAAUUCAGGUAAACUACAGUAUGGAAAAUAGAGGCCAUAAACUUCAAUCUCGUGGAAAUUUUAGAUCACCAACUCAAAGCGAAAGAGCGAGGGACAAUUUUAGAUUCAGUUUUUCAAAGACAUACGCCAGAUUUCAACCUUGCGGCUUGCAGAAACAAUGAAGAAUUUUUGAGCGAAAGUUGGCAAAAGCUUUUCGCUUUACCGCUCUUCGCAUUUCGUAUAAUCUAUUUCAAGUUCCUCAAAACCCAGGCUAACAUGUUCAGGAAUCAAUAUGCCUCUUUAGGGAAAAUGCGUGCAGAAUUUGAUAGAAAUUGUAGCGUCGCAUUUGGAGAAAUUCUCAUUUCAGUGCAAAUCUCUCUCAAAGUUUACUAUUUUAAAUCCUUACAUUUUCAGUUAUCAAUGCCAAUUCUCUUCAUUAUCACCCCAGUCACUUAUGGCAUUAUAAUGACUUAUAUCCAAGGCCCAACCAACACCCUGGCUGGGCGUCUAGCCAUCAUGUAUAUAGAUCUUUACGGUGCUUCCAACUCAGUUGUAACUCUUUACUUUGUCAAGCCAUAUCGGAUGUUUAUCAUUCAAAAAAUCAAAUCAUUCGCCAGCUUUGUCACCUGUGGGAAGUAUGGCAAUUCCACUGAAGUCAUAUCAGUCAUGGCGGCGGAGAGCACACUGGUCUCAUAUCAGUCAUAAGCAAUAAGGAUAUAUAAAAGGAGCUAAAUAUUUAUUUACCGUUCCAAAAGUGUGGUUAUUCCGGAAAAAUUAUGUUGUUGAUCAGGAGCAGCCUGGUCGUCUUAUCGCUUGAUCUUUCUAUGCACUUAUCCGUUCGCAAAGACGCUAGAGGUUUUUUUGGGUUUUGCACUGUGCAUUUGGAAACGACUUUAUUGCACUGUGCAAAAAGCCGAAAAUUGCACAGUCCAAAGUGAACCUUUGUUUUUUCACUGUGCAUGUCGCCGAAAUGACUCCAGCGACUUUACGAAAAGACUCCCAGUCUGUCGGGAAAAUAAUGCGGAUUUGUCGCAGCAAAAUGUCUCGCCUUUUUUUAGAACAUAUUCUAUUCUAUUUUUUCUAGCAAUCGUUGAUCUUCGAGGUCUAAUAAUAAGCAUUUUUUUCUUUGGUCGACGUUUUUACAGGUGAAAAUCGCUGUCGUUAAGUUACCAGAAAUUCCAUAUUUUUAUUUUUUUCUUCUUUUUACUUUCCUAAAUGAGGCUGACUUCGUUCUAUGGCCGAGAGAAUUGGAGAGAAUUGACAAGACCUAUACCAUUCGAAAGGUAACCGAAUGAGAUUUUAGCACGCCAAGUUUCGCCUUUUUUGAAAUCAAAUUGCGCGCGCACCAGGCCAAACACUCUGAUAUUAUACUAGGCACCAGUUUAGAAAAAAAGUGAAUUAGUGAUGUCGGAGUGAAUUGACAAGACCUUCACCAUUCGAAAGGUAACCGAGUGAGAUUUUAGCACGGCAAGUUUCGCCUAUUUUGGAAUCAAAUUACGCCCGCACCAGGCCAAACACUCUGAUAUUAUACUAGGCACCAGUUUAGAAAAAAAGUGAAUUAGUGAUGUCGGAGUGAAUUGACAAGACCUUCACCAUUCGAAAGGUAACCGAGUGAGAUUUUAGCACGGCAAGUUUCGCCUAUUUUGGAAUCAAAUUACGCCCGCACCAGGCCAAACACUCUGAUAUUAUACUAGGCACCAGUUUAGAAAAAAAGUGAAUUAGUGAUGUCGGAGUGAAUUGACAAGACCUACACCGUUCGAAAGGUAACCGAGUGAGAUUUUAGCACGGCAAGUUUCGCCUUUUUUGGAAUCAAAUUGCGCCCGCACCAGGCCAAACACUCUGAUAUUAUACUAGGCACCAGUUUAGAAAAAAAGUGAAUUAGUGAUGUCGGAGUGAAUUGACAAGACCUUCACCAUUCGAAAGGUAACCGAGUGAGAUUUUAGCGCGGCAAGUUUCGCCUUUUUUGGAAUCAAAUUGCGCCCGCACCAGGCCAAACACUCUGAUAUUAUACUAGGCACCAGUUUAGAAAAAAAGUGAAUUAGUGAUGUCGGAGUGAAUUGACAAGACCUUCACCAUUCGAAAGGUAACCGAGUGAGAUUUUAGCACGGCAAGUUUCGCCUUUUUUGGAAUCAAAUUGCGCCCGCACCAGGCCAAACACUCUGAUAUUAUACUAGGCGCCAGUUUAGAAAAAAAGUGAAUUAGUGACGUCGGAGUGAAUUGACAAGACCUUCGCCAUUCGAAAGGUAACCGAAUGGGAUUUUAGCACGGCAAGUUUCGCCUUUUUUGGAAUCAAAUUGCGCCCGCACCAGGCCAAACACUCUGAUAUUAUACUAGGCACCAGUUUAGAAAAAAAGUGAAUUAGUGAUGUCGGAGUGAAUUGACAAGACCUUCACCAUUCGAAAGGUAACCGAAUGAGAUUUUAGCACGGCAAGUUUCGCCUUUUUUGGAAUCAAAUUGCGCCCGCACCAGGCCAAACACUCUGAUAUUAUACUAGGCACCAGUUUAGAAAAAAAGUGAAUUAGUGAUGUCGGAAUGAAUUGACAAGACCUUCACCAUUCGAAAAGUAACCGAGUGAGAUUUUAGCACGGCAAGUUUCGCCUUUUAUGGAAUCAAAUUGCGCCCGCACCAGGCCAAACACUCUGAUAUUAUACUAGGCACCAGUUUAGAAAAAAGUGAAUUAGUGAUGUCGGAGUGAAUUGACAAGACCUUCACCAUUCGAAAGGUAACCGAAUGAGAUUUUAGCACGGCAAGUUUCGCCUUUUAUGGAAUCAAAUUGCGCCCGCACCAGGCCAAACACUCUGAUAUUAUACUAGGCACCAGUUUAGAAAAAAAGUGAAUUAGUGAUGUCGGAGUGAAUUGACAAGACCUACAGCAUUCGAAAGGUAACCGAACGAGAUAUUAUCACUGCAAGUUUUGCUGUUUUAAGCCCUUAAAUUUUCAGUUAUCAAUGCCAAUUCUCGUCAUCAUCACCCCAGUCACUCAUGGCAUACAAUCUGGCUGGGCGUCUAGCCAUCAUGUAUAUUGAUCUUUAUGGCGCUUCCAACCCAGUUGUUACUUUUUACUUUGUCAAGCCAUAUCGGAUAUUUAUCAUUCAAAAAUUCAAAUCAUUUGCCAGCGUUGUCACCUGUGGGAAGUACGGCAAUUCCACUGAAGUCAUAUCAGUCAUGGCGGCGGAGAGCACACUGGUCUCAUAUCAGUCAUAA
Molecule: messenger RNA, 4220 nt
Organism: Bursaphelenchus xylophilus (pine wood nematode)
Lineage: Eukaryota; Metazoa; Nematoda; Chromadorea; Rhabditida; Aphelenchoididae
Source: the annotation of a GenBank genome assembly